GGAGGCGAAGCGGAGCGAGGGCCGCCGGGCCUGCGCCGUUGGCUGCUGCUGGGCUUCUCAGCCGCUGGGCCCGCCGCCGCCGCCGCCGCCGCCAUGCCCAUGAAGGGCCGCUUCCCGAUCCGCCGCACCCUGCAGUACCUGGGCCAGGGGGACGUGGUGUUCAAGGACUCCGUGAAGGUCAUGACGGUGAACUACAACACGCACGGGGAGCUGGGCGAGGGCGCCAGGAAAUUUGUGUUUUUCAACAUACCUCAGAUCCAGUACAAAAAUCCUUGGGUACAGAUCAUGAUGUUUAAGAACAUGACGCCGUCCCCCUUUCUGCGGUUCUAUCUGGAUUCUGGGGAGCAGGUCCUUGUGGAUGUGGAGACCAAGAGCAACAAGGAGAUUGUGGAGCACAUCAAAAAAAUCUUGGGGAAGAACAAGGAAACCCUGGAAGAGGAGGAGCAGGAGAAAAAGCAGCUUUCUCACCCAGCCCACUUCGGGCCCCGAAAGUACUGCCUGCGGGAGUGUAUCUGCGAGGUGGAGGGGCAGGUCCCCUGCCCGGGCCUGUUGCCAUUACCCAAGGAGCUGACCGGGAAGUACAAAGCAAUGCUGACGGCCAGCACCCAGGACUGAGGCCCAGGCCACACCCUGGGAGGGUGUCCCUGGAGGGACUCUGAAAAAUCUGUGCCAUAAGACCGUCCCCUUCACACACCUGUGUGCAGUGACACAGGAGGGUCGGGGAGGAUCUGCAGUGGAGCUGCUAGACGUGGGCUCUGCUCUGUCAGGCAAUAAAAUGCUUCCUGGUCUCCA
Canis lupus familiaris (dog) is the source of this 792-nucleotide messenger RNA. RefSeq names its product mitochondrial ribosomal protein S25 (gene MRPS25). The record is from RefSeq and is a predicted model, not a curated record. The transcript is spliced from 4 exons. Gene Ontology annotation, molecular function: structural constituent of ribosome. Bases 94 to 615 code for a protein of 173 amino acids. NCBI's taxonomy places the organism in Eukaryota, Metazoa, Chordata, Mammalia, Carnivora, Canidae. Gene Ontology annotation, cellular component: mitochondrion.